AUGGCUUCAAUUCUCAAAUUGCAAGUCAUUACAGGUGCAUAUAAUGAAGGAGCUUUGGCUUAUCUUUUACAAACAGACGAUUUUCGAUUUUUACUUGACUGCGGUUGGGAUGAAAAUUUUUCACCAGAAAUUAUCGAAGAAUAUAAACGCCAUAUAAAGGAUAUUGAUGCUGUAUUAAUAACUUAUCCUGAUCUGUAUCAUCUUGGUGCAUUACCGUAUCUUGUUGGACAUUGUGGAUUAAAAUGUCCAGUAUAUGCAACAAUACCUGUUUAUAAAAUGGGACAAAUGUUUAUGUAUGAUUUAUAUCAAAGUCGUUCGAAUAGUGAAGAUUUUACAUUAUUUACACUUGAUCAUGUUGAUGCAGCAUUUGAUCUAUUUGUUCAACUUAAAUAUGAUCAAUCUAUAUCUCUUGAAGAUAAAGGACUAGGUUUAACUAUAACUCCAUUACCUGCUGGUCAUAUGAUUGGUGGUGCUAUAUGGAAGAUAUCGAAAGAAGGUGAAGAAGAAAUUGUAUAUGCAGUUGAUUAUAAUCAUAAAAAAGAACGACAUUUAAAUAGUUCAAAUUUAACAAAAAUUAGUCGGCCAACAUUAUUAAUAACUGAUGCAUUAAAUACAAAAUAUUCUCAAGGACAACGAAAAACAAAAGAUGCACAAUUAUUAACAACAAUCUUAGAAACAAUGAGACGUGAUGGAAAUGUUUUAAUUUGUGUUGAUACAGCUGGUCGUGUUCUUGAACUUGCUUUACUCUUAGAACAAUUAUGGCGAAAUGAACAAUCAGGUUUAUUUGCAUAUUCAUUAGCUUUAUUGAAUAAUUUUAGUUAUCAAGUUAUUGAAUUUGCUCGUUCACAAGUUGAAUGGAUGUCGGAUAAAAUAGUUCGACAAUUUGAAGAAAGUCGUGCUAAUCCAUUUCAUUUACGUUAUGUUAAAUUAUGUCAUGAUCUUAGUGAAUUAGACAAAGUUCGUGCACCAAAAGUUGUCUUAGCUAGUCAACCUGAUUUAGAAUCUGGUUUUGCUCGUGAUUUAUUUAUUCAAUGGGUUGAAAAUGAUAAAAAUAGUAUUAUAUUAACAACAAGAACAUGUCCAGGAACAUUAGCAAGAGAAUUAAUUGAUAAACCAAAUGUUACAACAAUUGAAGUUGAAGUACGUCGAAAAGUUCCACUUGAAGGUACUGAAUUAGAAGAAUAUCUCGAACAACAACGUAUUGAAAAUGAAAAAAAAGCGGCUGAAGCUCAAGCAGAAAAGAAAAAAUCACGUAAAUUAUCUCGACAGACUGGUGAUGAAGGAAUGGAUGUUGAUAUUCCUGUUGAUGACGAAGAAGAAGAAGAUGAUGACGAUGAUGAUGAUGAUGAAGAAAAUGAAUUAAAUAAUAAAUCAAAAUCAUCAGCAGCUGACAAUACAAUUGAUACAGGUCUUGCUGAUGACGAUUUAAUAGUAACACCUUCACAUACACCAUCAGCUGUACGUCUUCCAUCUCAAUCCCCAUUUGCACCAAAACGUAAAGCAUUCGCAAUGUUUCCAUAUAAAGAAGACAAAUAUGUUUGUGAUGAUUAUGGUGAAAUAAUAAAUCCCGAUGAUUAUAUGAUUGUUGAAACAAAACCUUCAAUAACAAAUGAUUUAGCCGCAAUGAAUUUUGGUGAUUCUGAUGAACGACAUCCAUUAAAUGAAUUAGCUGAUAUAACAAAUAAUAAUAAUAAUGCAGCAAAUGUGAUGAUGAUGAUGAUGCAACAAGCUUCAACUGGUAUUUUACCUAAUAAUCCAUCACAACAUCCAUUAAUUCAACAAGUUCAACAUCAACCAUCAGCAAUACCAUUUAAAACUUUACGUGAAAAACGUGAAUUAAAAAUCAAUGCCAAAGUUUUAUAUGUAGAUUUUGAAGCACGUAGUGAUCGAGAAUCAAUUGAAAAAUUACUUAAUCAAAUUAAACCAAAAAAUUUAAUUCUUAUUCAUGGUACACAAGAUUGUAUUGAACAAUUAGAAAAAUAUUGUACAGCAAGACAAAUUGUUCAAGGAAGAAUAUUUGCACCACGUGUAGGUGAAAUAGUCGAUGCAACAACGGAAAGAAAUUUAUAUCAGAUCAAACUUAAAGAUAGUUUACUUAGUUCAAUUUCAUUUGCAAAAACGCGGGAUGUUGAUGUCGCUUGGGUUGAUGGUAUUAUCACUCAUGGUGUACCACCACCUGCUACACCAUUAGCAGUAACGACAUUUACUACUGUUGGUCAAGCUAAUACAGAAUGGUAUUUAAAUCCUGUAUCACGAGAAGUUAAAGAUCAGAUGCCACCUCAUGCAUGUGUAUUUGUAAAUGAACCAAAAUUACUUGAUCUUAAAAUGAUUCUUAUUCGACAACAUGGUCUUCGAGCUGAAUUUGUUGGUGGAGUACUUACUUGUGAAGAUACAGUAGCUAUUAAACGAAAUGAAACGGGUAAAAUUAUUCUUGAAGGCGCUCUAUCCGAUACAUUCUAUAAAGUUCGACGAAUCUUAUAUGAUCAAUAUGCUAUUUUGUAA
Messenger RNA from Adineta steineri, 2502 nucleotides. The record is from the annotation of a GenBank genome assembly. Lineage: Eukaryota; Metazoa; Rotifera; Eurotatoria; Adinetida; Adinetidae.